Messenger RNA from Xyrichtys novacula (pearly razorfish), 10099 nucleotides. NCBI's taxonomy places the organism in Eukaryota, Metazoa, Chordata, Actinopteri, Labriformes, Labridae. The record is from the annotation of a GenBank genome assembly.
AAACCAACGAAGAAGAAGAAGUGUCGCUAACAAUGGCCGCUUCCUCGGAGUUACGGAUGGAUCAGCUUCCUUCGGACCCGCUCCUGCACGUCCUAUCCUUCCUCAACUACAGAGACCUGGUCCAGUAUGUACCCGACCCUACAGCCCGGGCUUCCUCGCACACUUUGCGGGCGGUUUCUGUUUUCAGCAGUAAAGUUUUUAAGACAAAACAAACACGUAAACAACCCGCAGAUCGGGGGCAGGCUAACGGCUGCUGCUAAGCUAACAGGCGGCUAAAAACAACGCGAACAGAGGGCAGUGAUAAAGAAAAAGCGACAAAAAAGCCCGAAUUAAACAUAAAUAAUUAUAUUUUUAAGAGAAACAGUGAAAGAUAAAGUGACAGAGAGUGAAAAACUCAGAAAGAGAGCUGUCAAAUAAGAUACGAGAAUCGACGCAAAGGUGUGGACUUAAUCGCCGUAUCCUACUGUUUGUUUUCCUGAUAAAACCUGCUGCAAUGAUUGAUUUAUAUCAGUAAUACAGAUCUGAUAAAGUUAAACAGGAGCAGACAGUCGUUGUCAUGUAGCUCAGAGUUUAAAGAGAAAGUUUAAAACCAGAUAAAGAUCAUCAGCUGAUCACUGUUUACAUAAUUGAUCAUGAUAAGUCUGAAAAACAGGACAGCUGACACAUCACUGCAGGCCUCAAAUAAAACUAUUAUUGAACUACAAUUCACAUAUUAGACACCAUGAACUGUAGUUUAGUCUGAUAAUGUUGGAAGAUGACUUCAUUCUGUAACAACAAGGUUUUUACAAAAGUGUCAGACUGUAAAACAAAAUGAAGAACUCAAACAACAAGUUAAAUUUAAGAAAAAUCCAACAUUAACUUAGCAAACAGUCAGAAGAACCCAACAGGACAGAAAUCCAACAACAUGAGGCGAGACCAAGAGACCCAGAGAUGUAAGAUUAAUGGGAGAGACAGUUAAAAGAUGUCAAAGUGAGUUUGAAGAGAAGAUUUUUAAGAUGUCUUUGAUUCUGUGAGCGCUGUUAUCUUUUUAUUAGGAAUUAAACUUGAAUCUUUAUCCCUGCAUUCACAAUGUAUCUUUGUGUGUGUGUGUGUGUGUGUGUGUGUGUCCUACAGCUGCAGUUAUGUCAACAGGAGGCUAAAUGAAUUAUCCAAACACAACCCGCUCUGGAAGUCUCUCUGCUCCAAACACUGGCUGCUGACAGAGUGAGUCUUUUCUUCUUCUUCUCUGUCAGAGUCCGAUUAAAACAGAAAAACUUAUACAGGGGAAAAAAACAGCUCAGCAUACAGAAAUGAAACCUGUAUAACUGUUUUAGUUUGAUCACAAAGUACAGAGGAGUAUUGAGAAACGUUUAUUGUGGUAGGAAAAGAACUGCAUUUCGUUAAAGGGAUAUUCCGGCAUAAAAUUAAUUUAGAGUCAAACACACCAUAACACCGAGUUAGACACCCCCUCCAGAGAUGAAUGUUGUCGACCGCUUGCUUCUCUAGUUAUACCAACUUUAGUAACGACCGCAGGAUAGAAAUACAGAGAGCCACGCACUCAACCAAAACGCCACUCUAUAGCCACAAAUAAUGCUCAGAACAGCACCUAACUUCAUCAACAGGACAUAGUACUAGACACCAAACAUCUUUUUAACUUUGCUAAACACAACUCACCUACUCUUUUCCAGCAGCCACUUGUUUGUACGGAGACCUCCGACUAGUCCAUCACGACUGCAGCAGAGUUUCACAGCUCAAGGAAGAACAUUUAUGAUCAUUUCUUCAUGGAAAUACAAUCAGACCGAGACUUUAAGGCAGAAGAACUACAGCAUCUGCAGUGAAAAAUGAUUAAUAUGAUGAUUAUUACUAAGAAAUGAUCAUAAAUGUUCUUCCUUAAGCUGCGGCACCCCGCUGUAGUCCAUAAUGGACUGGCCUGAAGUCUCACUACAAACAAGCGGCUGCUGGAAGAGAGUAGGUGAGUUGUGUUUAGCAAAGUUAAAAAGAUGUUUGGUGUCUAGUACUAUGUCUGUGACCCUAUAUGUCCUGUUGAUGAAGUUAGGUGCUGUUCUGAGCAUUAUUUGUGGCUAUAGAGUGGUGUUUUGGUUGACCGGUGACUCUCUGUAUUUCUAUCCUGCGGUCGUUACUAAAGUUGGUAUAACUAGAGAAGCAAGCGGUCGGCAACAUUCAUCUCUGGAGGGGGUUUCUAACUCUGUGUUACGGUGUGUUUGACCCUAAAUUAAACUUACGCUCUUUAAACCUUUUUAGAUUUUACAUGAGAAAUAUUCAAAAGUACAGUGUUGAUUUAAAAAAAAAAAAAAGCCAUUUAAAAGCAUUGAUGAGUUUAAAGAGUAACAGUCUGAUCACCCCAUAUCAAGCUGUUUUUCUUCAUGUUUGCUCAGUGCGGAUCGCCUGCAGAGCGGUGUCUCCUGGUACUGUCUGUUCAAACAGUACUACAGGGACCUGGGUCGCUACAUCCAGUACUACCCGGUCCUGAAGAGAGCCUGGGAGCAGCUGAAGAGCUUCCUGCAACAGAGGUGUCCCCGCAUGAUUGCAUCACUUAAAGGUGACGGGGACGGGCAUCAGGAGAUUGUAGACUAAGAAUCUUUUCUACCUUUAAAUAUCAUCUUUGUUAAUAAUGAUGUUUUUGAUCUAAGGAUGAGUCAUGUGACCCUGGUUUGUUUGUUUUUCCCAUCAGAGGGCGCCACAGAGGUGGAGCUUAACGACAUCGAAGCUCAGAUCGGCUGCAGACUUCCAGAUGAUUACCGCUGCUCCUACCGCAUCCACAACGGGCAGAAACUGGUGAUCCCAGGGUCGGUGUCUGCCCGAUGGACUUUGACUGACUCACCACCUACAUUACCUGUCUGUCUGUCUGCUCACCUGUCCCUCUCUCCUCAGGCUAAUGGGCAGCAUGUCCCUGUCGAACCACUACCGCUCAGAGGUGCUGCUGGACGUGGAGACGGCCGCCGGAGGUUUCCAACAGAGGAAGGGGAUGAGACGCUGCCUCCCGCUCACCUUCUGCUUCCACACCGGCCUCAGUCAGUACAUGGCUCUGCAGGCGGCGGAGGGACGCAGGAUGUACGAGAGCUUCUACCCCUGCCCUGUAAGUCAGCUUCCUGUCUGCUGCGCCUUUCAAAAUAAAUGUCAAACAGUGUGUCGUAAAUUUGAGACCAAAUAUGACAUGGGUUUAUUUUUAAACAUCUGUGGAUCUAACGGUGAUGAUGGUGUUUUUCAGUUUUCAGUGCGAGUGCAAAGAUUAAACAUUGAUCCGGCUUCAUCGUUUCAUAACAGGAUAACGUUUUAAAUCACUUCUUGUUCAUGAAUAAGUUUCAGCUUGGAGACUAAAAUACUUUUUAGGAUUGAGAGCAAACGAAGUGUGUUUGAAGGUCUUAACCAUGUUUUUUGUUGUUUCGUUUCUCAGGAUCAGACGGCUCAGGAUCCUUCAGCCAUCGACAUGUUCAUCACAGGUCUGCUCAGCGUUUCAUCCUCCUGUUUAUGGGUCAUCACUCAAACAGAUGCAGGAAAAAAAAUUCAUGAUAGAGAAUAAAACAACAUGAGGAUCAAAUGUUUGUAUCUUUUCAGGUUCCUGUUUCUUGGAGUGGUUCACCACCUACGUCAACAAUGUGGUCAAUGGAGAAUAUCCAAUCAUCAGAGACCAGAUCUUCAGGUAGCAAACAAACCAACUGUGUUCUCACUGCGCAUGUUUAGGCCUGAGGAUGAUUGAAAUCAGUGUUGUUGUGUUUCUGUGUCUGCAGAUACGUCCACGAUAAAGGAUGUGUGGCGACCACUGGUGACAUCACCGUCUCAGUUUCUACCUCCUUCUUGCCAGAGCUGUCCUCCGUCCAUCCUCCGCACUUCUUCUUCACCUACAGGAUCAGGUAUUUAUGAGGGUUAGAAAUGUUUGCAGGAAACUGUGGCGGCUCUUCUGCUGCCUCACAGGUGAACCUGCAAAUAUGUUAUCAUACAAAUGUUAGACGGCUGCUCUGUAUCUAGUCAACAAACAGAUAUUUGUCGGGCUUUUAUUUUGAAACAAUUGAUUCUUAUCUCAAAAUACUUCUGUAAGGCUUUUCUUAAAUGUCGUGGCGUCUUGGCUGACCGCUUUGAUUGGACACGCCGGCAUUUUGUGUAAAAAUCAUGAGUGCAUGCAAAGGUCAGGUUACAACAGGAGUGACCGCUGCUGGACUAAAAAGCAACUUCUUCAGGCGGCCUGCUGUGCUGAUUUUUCAGACUGUGUCCAGGAUGUGUGAACACAGACGGUUAUAUUCUUGUCCUGAAUUUUCCCCUCCAACCCUGUGCGUAAAUUCUGUUUGUGUGGAGUUAGAGGGAGUUGAACCAACAGGGAGAUUCUCCUGCUGUGAGUUGCUUGUGUGAGCAGCAGGUCCCUGAGUGAUCUUCAUGGUCGUCUGGAGGUUGUGUGUUGAAGCAGUUUCUCGUGUCCGAGAUUUUUUUAACAUAAAAGUGCGUUUCAGGAUUGAGAUGGCGAGCAGCGCGUCUCCUGAAGCCGCUUGUCAGCUGGACAGCCGUUACUGGAAGAUCACCACCUCUGACGGGAACGUGGAGGAGGUUCAGGGGCCCGGCGUGGUCGGUAUGAUGCUCACACAACAGGAACACCUACAGAGCUCACCUCUGAUUGGCUGAUAUCACCUGCUGAGUGUGUGUGUGUGUGUGUGUGUGCAGGAGAGUUUCCGGUCAUGACACCAGGGAAAGUGCACGAGUACGCCAGCUGCACCACGUUCUCCACGCCGUCAGAGUACAUGGAGGGUCACUACACCUUCCACAGGCUGGGUAAGGACGACGCUCGCCAUCUUUGAUAGAGUGAGCAGAAAUGAAAGAGCGCAGCGCUCCAGCUGACACUUUUCCAAACAUGUGUUUGUCCUGCAGCCAAUAAAGAGGAGGUUUUCCACGUCGCCAUCCCUCGUUUCCACAUGGUCUGCCCGCCCUUCAGAGAGCCUGUGGUUCAGACGGUAAAAAUACUCGCCGACCUUCAUGAUGAAACUUUUUAUCUGAGUGAGAUUCUCGACCUCUGAACUUCCUGUUUGUGUCUGAAUGCAGCAGAAGGCAUCCACCAAUCACAUGCCCCGACUGGACGACCACGACAAUGACGGCGAGUUCUGUGAUGAAGAUGGAGAUGGCGAUGACUUCGGUGACCUGAGAGGAAUCAACAUGGCCGCCUUGGAGGGAGCAUGGUGCCCUCGACACAUUUGACCUCUGACCCCCUGAUCUACCUGCGCUGCUGCGCUGUCAUGGCUGUCAAUCAUUCAGGUCUGUUUUAUGACACUCACACUUCCAGAAUGAUCUGAGUGAUUGACAGGCAGCACAGCAGGGGAUUCUGGGAAAGGUAAUCAGAGCCAUAUACGGACAAGGUCACGUUUACUUCCAGCUGUCAAUCAAAGGAAUGAAAUUUAAAUGUGAAGGGGGCGGGGUUCAAUAGAGAAGAUCUGAUUGGUUUAAACUUUUUCCUGUCACAACGUUAAACUGGCGGAUACGCUCGACGGGGAUGAUGAUGUCAUCCUGAGGAGGUGACGCAGCAGGGACACAUAAUGGCGCCUCCGGUCACUGUUACUUCCUGUUACGACGUAAAAGAAGCGGUGUGGAUGUACUCUGUGGGCCAAUCAGGAGUGAGUCAGGCUGUUGGUGGGUCGGAUGUUUGCUGAUAGUUUCGGCUGAAGGUUUCCGUUUAUUUUAAUGAACCUAAACGUCUUUUUCUCUGCAGGAACGAAACCUGAGGAACGAUUUAUGAGGCUUUUUUUCUGUUUCCUGUUCAUUUCAACCACUCUGGCGUGUUUGAUCGCCCUCGGGACAGCGAGAGUUGGACACUGGAGGGAGGAUCUCGCUUUUUAUUUUACGUUUAGACGAGUGAUGGAACACUAAAUUAGACUAAAUCUGGUCUACAGUCUUUGUUUAUAGUUAAAUGAGAAGAGUCAUCAGGUGGUCAAUAAGUUUACCUCCCAAACAUCCACAUUCGCUGCAGACUCUUACUCGCUUAUUUAAGAUUCAUCAGAUUAUUUAAGAUUCAUCAGAUGAAUGAUCCUGACUGUCAGAGAUCAGAGUCAAGUUCCUGCAGUGGAAAAGAUGAAGUGAAGCUGAUUUUCUUCAUAUUUCUGAUCAACUAAUCUCUCGGCUCCUGCAGAGGGAUUUUCUAGAACAAACUGGGGUUUUAUUUUGUAAGACGACAGGAAGUGUGUCCUGCUCAUGUUUUGUGCUCGGUGCUUGAAAUCGUUUUCAUUUGUGUUGAUCAUUUGUUUCCUUUUUCUCUCUGGGAGGGUGUGUGGUCACUCUCCUGUGAUUAGUGGGUUUGUUUGGUAAGUUUUUUGAUGAAAUAAAUAACAAGUAUUCCUUCCUGCAGACUCGCUGUUCCCUGCCACAAGAUAAAACACACUUGGCUGACCUCUACUUGAAACAUGAGGUCGAAAUGAUGAACUGAAAUCAUAUAAACCAAAUAAAUGACCUUUUUCUGUACAUAUAUAUACAAUUCAAAAAUCAUCAAUCCUUUAUUUAUUUAAAGCUUUUCAUCUAAAAAUACUUUCGUACUGAUGAAGCCAUUUACCAGCAAGUGUAGCCCUCAGCCGUCACAAUCUUGAGAAAUAAAUGCACCGGGGUACGACAUUGUUCAGUAUCGCUCUAUCAAUCAAAAAGUAGAUAUUAAAGAGUGUUUAUAAGUUAAAACAGCUCAGUUUAUAGCUAAAGCUUCAUGACUGCAUCAAAAAUGACCUUAGAGCACAGCUACUAUACUCAGGCUUGAAUUUACCAACUCAUCAGACUCCACUGAUAAACAAGCAUCUGUUUCCCUCUGAGAAACUCAAAUAUUGGACUCUGAUUUGAACAGAAGGAGGAGAGUUUCAGGUCCUUUGACAGUGAAAGAAUGAUCAUGGGAGGACCGUUUAAAAACAGGCGCUCACACACCUGAGGUUAAAAAAAAACAGCUUUUUAUUGACGAUGUUCGAGCAGCAUAAAAAAGUGUUUGUGUCGUUUUUUCACUCAGUCCAGAGUUAAAUCUUUCCUUCGUCAUGGAAACGUGUUUUCAUCAGGAAUCUCGACGUUAAUCAGAACCACCUCCUUUCACUCCUUCAGUCCUCCUCCUCCUCCUCUUCGUCAUCGUCAUCCUCCUCCUUCACCAGCUUUGAUACCCUCCUCCUCUUUCUCGUCUCCUUCACCUCCUCUACCUCUUCCUCCACAUUCCCCUCUUCUUCGCCCUCCCCUCCUCCUCCUCCUCCUCCUCCUGCUCCUGCUGCUCCUCCUCCCUCCUCCCCGUCGCCCUCCUCUCGGGCGUUGCAGCGGCUGCAGUGUCUCCUGAAGCCUCCCAAGAAGUGAGACCUGAAGCAGCAGAAGGGACAGGCGUAGCGCCCGGGCCGGUGGGCGGAGCUGAUGUGCUGCUGCAGCCGGCUGGGCAGGAAGAAGGAGCGUUUGCAGUCUUUGCAGUGGUACGGGCGCUCCACGUCGUGGCUACGCUCCACAUGACUGAUGGCGAAACCUGAGAAAACAAACACGAGUGCAAGUGAUUAGAAACUUUAUUGACAAAGACAAACACAAAAACAAGCAGGAUAUCAGAUGAAGAAGAUCACUGAAAACAUUUGCUUGUACGUUUUUACCUUUGAGUUUGGUCUUCCAGCCACAGAUGAGACACUGGAAACGAUUCGAGAUGAAGCGAACCACUUUUGAUGUUGCCUCCAGCUCCUCCUUCAGCAUCUCUCCGCUCAGUCCAGGUACCCCCUCCUCCUCCUCCGCCCCGCCACCCUGCGUCAGUUUGAGGGCAAAAUCUACGUGCUGGCGGACGGACUGGUUGGCGUACGCUCUGGGGAUGUCAUGUUUUCUCACCACGUGGUUGAUCCCGGGACCUUUCUUCGCGCUCCUCCAGUUACAGAUCAGACAGCGGUACCCAGCGCCGUCGAACACCAACACACUCUCAUCACCCCCGUUCUCCGUUUUCUCUGGCUCCACCUUCUGAGGGGCGGGGUCUUCAGGAUGUUCCUCCCCAUUCUCCUCCUCCUCCUCAGCUUCACUGUUCUUCUUUGCUUCAACAGCUUCCUUCUCCUUUUCCUCCACCUCCAUCUCCUCUUCCACUUUAACCUCCACCUUCUCACCCCCAUCCUCACCUCCUCCCUCAUCCCCCUCGUCCCCCCCUCCCCCCUCCCUCUCAUCCAUACAGUGUGUGGUGAUGAGGUGUUGGUACAGCUUAGUGAAGUCUCUGGUUGUGAAGAAACAGUCAGAGCAGUGGAACAGCCGGGCGGUGCUCUGAUACAUCAGGAUGUUGCCGAGGCGACCCACAGAGACGUUGUCCAGGGAGGCCGGGUGAGAGGCCGCCAUGUGGGACAGCUGGUGGGCGUGGCUUUUGGAGAAGUGACCACAGAAGGGGCAUUGCAGGUGAGCUGCCACACCUCCACCUGCUUCACCUCGAGUCUGUAUGAUGACGGACAUUUUUGCUUCUACCUGAAACAGAUUUGAAAACAAUCAUUCACAGGGAAGAUUUGAUUCAUGUUCCUUUCAUUCUUUACAUUUAUCACAGCGGACUAACGUUUAAGAUGACCAGUUCUUUAAUUUCAAGGAUCAACUUUUAAAAGUUUUCUAUGGAAAUAUAAUGAAGUUCUUGGAGUUAAAGGGGGAGUAGGCGGGAAUCCGUUAAAGAAGCAUCUUUUUUUGUAGUGUUUAUACAAGAAAGCUUUUAAUACCAGUCAAUAGUUACUAGUUAUUAAUGACAUUUGGUAAUCACCAGAGGGUGUUCUCAGAGUGGCUUCACCCAUCGAGGACGCAGAUGGCGUCCAUUCUAUAUACAGUCUAUGGUUGCGAGGCAGACGUUUCUCCCACAUAUUGUGAGGCACGCACAUCCUCAAAUCACGUGCUCAAGCCUAAACAAAGUUAACGUUACUCCCUCGUGUUGUGAAGCAUGCUCCAUGUCCUCAAGUUACGUGCACAAGCUUUAACAAAGUUGGCGUGGUACAAUAUCGGACAGUAGAAACCAACCAGAAAGUACAUGAUGGGAGACGCUUCGCGACCUUGGUGACCCUGUACCCUUCUGCUGGACAGGUAAACCUAGUAAACCGCUUCAACAAAGUAAGCCAGGUGUCUGUAGAGUCUAUUAACUUAUAAAGAUAUCGUUGUGAAACCUUUAUAUUUUAGUGGAAAUGCAAGAAAGGGCGAUUUCACUUCAUUGUAAAACUCCAAACACAUCUUAUAUUUCAAUAUUGUUUAACGUUGACAGAGAAUAUCUACUCCUGUAUAACAUUGUGUCACAUAAACAUACAUUAAAGUGUAAUAAUAUGGUCAUAUUUCAACAUUAGCUGCCGUAAAUAUAGAAGUUUCUCUGCACUGUUCUCCAUAUACAGUGUUUUUCAUGUGCAGUUUAUCCCGCAGUGUUUAACUGUGUUUUUACACCGUAAUACAAAGAUAACCCCGCGCAUGCAUGUGUUAUAAACAUCUUAUAAAAGUUGCAGUAAAACCUAACAAGAAUGGACCCUGAGUUAGCUGCCUGGCUAACACCCCGUCCUCACGAGCUUCAAAAUCGUCUUUGAUUACCCAUCUUCAAUCAUUUAACCCAUCGUAUUCAUGCGUAUAUGUCACAACUAUUUCCCUAUUUCUAUAAACAACCUAAAGGAGUUAUCUUCAACUCUUUACAAUAAAACAUUUUCAUUUCAAACCCACCGAAUAGCUUCAGCCUGCGACGCGCCAGCAUCCACUUCCGUGUUUACUUAUAGCCCAGCCAAUCGUUUCGCUCGAGCUUGUUUCGAUUGACCAAUAGCAACAAAGCGUGGCUUUUUUCCUACCUCUAUAAAACACAGGCUUUCUUUUGUUUUAAUUUUGGGGUAACGUUUCCCGUAAAACACAUUAUUACUUGUUACUAAAUAACAGACCGAACCAAAGCGUUCGCACUUAUUUCCCUAAAAGCCACAGACUCGUUGUGAAUAGCGGUUUUAUUGUUUAAGACAGGAACUCUACCCUUGAUAUCGGGAGUUUCUCCUCUUCUUCUUCCUCCUCCUCUUCUUCCUCGUCCUCGCCAACAACACAACCGGCUGUGAUCCGGUUAGUUUCCCUCUUGAUGAUGGUAUUGGUUGAAUUUGAAGCUAGCCGUAGCUGUUUGGGAGCUGGAGCAUCCUCUUCCCCCUCCGUGGACCUCGCCUCUAAUGUAACGGAG